This is a messenger RNA of Corylus avellana, 752 nucleotides long. The record is from RefSeq and is a predicted model, not a curated record. Lineage: Eukaryota; Viridiplantae; Streptophyta; Magnoliopsida; Fagales; Betulaceae.
AUAUGGCUUCCACAGAAAACCAGUCCAUUAACAAAGAAGACGACAAUGCAUGUCUCUAUGCCAUGCACGUGUCCACCUCUCAAAUCUUUCCCAUGGUGUUGACCGCUGCCAUUGAGCUCAACCUGUUCGACACAAUUGCUAGUCUUCGGGCAAACAGCGAUGCUUACGUGUCGACCUCUGAGAUUGCUUCUCAGCUGCCCACAAAAAACCCCGACACCCCUUCUCUGCUUGACCGCAUGCUCCGUUUACUUGCCACGUACUCACUUCUUACUUGCUCUAUGCGCACAUGCGAAGAUGGAAGGGUUGAGAGACUUUAUGGACUCUCACCGGCUGGCAAAUUCUUUGCUCAAAAUGAAGAUGGCGGCCUCCUAAGUUCCAUGGCAUUACUUCAUUCUCAACCAAAUACAGCAGAGCUUUGGCGACAUCUUAAGGAUGGUAUUCUUGAAGAAGGUAAUCUAGAUCUACAUGAAAAGGUCUAUGGGAUCUCCGGCGUCCAAUACCUGGAAAAUGAUCCAAAAUUGAACAAAAUUUUUAACAAGGCUAUGGCUGAUCUCUCCGAAAUAACCAUGAAAAAAAUUCUUGAGACAUACAAAGGAUUUGAGGGAGUAUCAAUGCUGGUUGAUGUUGCUGGAGGCACUGGAGCAACCCUGAACAUGAUCAUUUCCAAGUACCCUUCAACUAAAGGCGUCAACUUUGAUUUGCCUAAUGUGAUACAACAUGCGCCAUCUUAUCCAGGUACCAUAAUCCUUUAA